CAAAAUCCCUCGAAACCCACUGACACAGCCUCGAGAUCUCCAACUAUCCUGGGAAUUCCAACAUUAGAAUCAAGGCCAAGCCGUUUCUGCUGUGUUCGUGAGCAAGUCCUUUCGCACACAACGCGCCUGCUAGCUCUGAAUGCGCUGCGCUAACCAUUUACCAUACGUGCAGCCAAUCCGAAACAUUUUCGCCCAUGUUGAGGCCUCGGUAGUUACAAAACAUUAGUUGAGCUAGAUUCGCGAUUUACACGAACCGAUCACGAGCCCAACCAUUACUGCACGGAGCUGCGUAAGCGAUGACGUGGGAUGUGGACCCGCAAUGGGAGGCAGGGCUCGGCCUCGUCGGAACUCUCUCCGCCAUUGCUCUCUUCGUAUCGCCCAUUAAGACCUUCCAGCGGAUUAUCAGUAAAAGGAACACUGAAGACUUUCCGUCCUUCCCUUACGUCUCUACGUUUCUGAAUUGCUUCGUGUGGACAAUCUACGCCCUGCCGUUCGUCACGCCUAACCGCCUUCCGCCACUUAUCACUAACGUUAUCGGUGUUGUCUUCCAAGUGGUGUACCUUAUUUUAUUCGUGCGCUAUGCGAAGGAUAAAGCACAGAGCCAAGUGCGGCAGCAGCUCCUGGCCCUGUCUGCCUUUCUGCUGCUCUUCUCCUCUCUGCUCUUCACUGCCGUCCCUCCUGCCAGCCGCAGUGCUGUAGCCGGCAACUUCGCCACCCUCUUCACUGUGGUCAUGUUCGGGGCGCCUCUCUCCUCCCUGUCUGUGGUGCUCCGAACGCGCAGUGUGGAGUUCAUGCCUCUGCCUCUGUCCCUCAUGUCAUUCGUUUGUAGCACAUCAUGGCUGGCCUACGGGGUCUAUGUGCAAGACACUUAUGUGAUUGUCCCAAACGCCCUAGGUUCACUACUUGGCAUCAUUCAACUCUGCAUAUACUAUGCGGUUAGCCGUGAGGGAAGAAGGAAGUCUGAAGACAAUGCAUUGGAUGAGGAGAACAUACCAUUACAGGAGGUUAUGAUGGUAGAGGCAUCACGUGAUUGAGGCUAAAAUACAUUGCAAAGCUAUCAUAUAUAAAGCUGACCUUUUUAAAUUCAAUAGUUGAAGCCUGCAGUAGUGCAUUAGACCUCUCCACUAGGUGCGUUGUAUCGAAGAAAGCUAUCCUCCCAGCUACGAAUGACGUGGCAUGCGUGACACCCUCGUCACAUCAUCGCCGAAGCGAAUCCAGUUGCGGCCACAUGGCCAGCGGUAGACCUUUUCGGCAGGUGUUUUUCGCCAGCCAGCUUCGGUUGUUGCGACAGCAUCCCCCCAAUUGCGUUUGGUUUGGCUGGCUAGGUUCGGCAACAAUUUGCGGCACAUCUUGCAAGUGU
This is a messenger RNA of Closterium sp. NIES-67, 1360 nucleotides long. The record is from the annotation of a GenBank genome assembly. Lineage: Eukaryota; Viridiplantae; Streptophyta; Zygnematophyceae; Desmidiales; Closteriaceae.